GCCGGGCCGCAGGGGGUCGAGGGGGUGGGGCCUGUUGGCGGCUGGGACCCGGCCCGGGCUGGGGACCAGGACCUGGACUGGGGCGGGCCGAGGCUCCCAGCCCGGACCGGAUGGGUGGGGUGCAGGUUAACACAGAAAUCAGUCUCCUGGGCCAUGCGGGUUUCAAAGCCUGUUUCUUCUGAGCUCCAGCAGAACACAAAUGGACCAGUCCUCACAGUGGAUGACUUCCCUUGCCUGAGCUUGAGAUGGGAUUGUACCUGGAACCUGUCUGUAACUAGCCUCUAAGCUUAAUAAGCCAGCUGAAUGAAGGGAUGUAACAGACACCUGGGAGGGACACUGCCAUCUGCAGAGUGGGGGGGGAAGGGCCUGAACACACCCCUUCCCCCCCAGACUCCACCCUCUCAGGGUCCACUGGGACAUGGACUUUGGACGUGGACAGGAGAGAAGCUGCACUUUGGUAGAUUUGAUUCUCAGUUUUGGAAAUGGAGUGCUGGAUGGGGGUUUGAUCUCCAGGGGAGCAACUGAAGGAAGAAAAGAGAGGUGCAUGGCUGCUUCCUAGUCUCAACCCAGAGGAACCACCCUCCCACUGUGGGAAGUGAGCCAGGCAAGCCAAGGGCAGUCUUGAGCCCGUUCCUUGCCUGCCCUCCCCUGUGGGGGCCAGGAUGCUGAAGAAGCAGUCUGCAGGGCUUGUGCUGUGGGGCGCUAUCCUCUUUGUGGCCUGGAAUGCCCUCCUGCUCCUCUUCUUCUGGACGCGCCCAGCGCCUGACAAGCUGCUCUCGGACAAUGCUGUUGAUGACGACCCUGCCAGCCUCACUCGGGAGGUGAUCCGCCUGGCCGAGGACGCAGAGGUGGAGUUGGAGCGGCAGCGGGCACUGUUGCAGCAGAUCAGGGAGCAUCAUGCUUUAUGGAGCCAGAGGUGGAGGGUACCCACUGUGGCCCCUCCAGCCCGGCCACAUGUGCCUGUGACCCCCUCACCAGCUGUGAUUCCUAUCCUGGUCAUUGCCUGUGAUCGCAGCACUGUCCGCCGCUGCUUGGACAAGCUGUUGCAUUAUCGGCCUUCAGCUGAGCGCUUCCCCAUUAUUGUCAGCCAGGACUGUGGUCACCAGGAGACUGCCCAGGUCAUUGCUUCUUAUGGUAAUGCAGUCACACACAUCCGGCAGCCUGACCUGAGUAACAUUGCCGUGCAGUCUGACCACCGCAAGUUCCAGGGUUACUACAAGAUCGCUAGGCACUACCGUUGGGCACUAGGCCAGAUCUUCAACAAGUUCAAGUUCCCAGCAGCUGUGGUGGUAGAGGAUGAUCUGGAGGUGGCACCAGACUUCUUUGAGUACUUUCAGGCCACCUACCCAUUGCUGAGAGCUGACCCUUCCCUCUGGUGUGUGUCUGCUUGGAAUGACAACGGCAAGGAGCAGAUGGUGGACUCAAGCAAGCCUGAGCUGCUCUAUCGCACAGACUUCUUUCCUGGCCUGGGCUGGCUGCUGUUGGCCGAGCUGUGGGCUGAGUUGGAGCCCAAGUGGCCCAAAGCCUUCUGGGAUGACUGGAUGCGUAGACCUGAGCAGCGGAAGGGGAGAGCCUGUAUACGCCCAGAAAUCUCGAGAACUAUGACCUUUGGCCGCAAGGGUGUGAGCCAUGGGCAGUUCUUUGACCAACAUCUGAAGUUCAUCAAGCUGAACCAGCAGUUUGUGCCCUUCACCCAGUUGGACCUGUCAUACUUGCAGAGGGAGGCCUAUGACCGGGAUUUCCUUGCCCGGGUCUAUGAUGCCCCCCAGCUACAGGUGGAGAAAGUGAGGACCAAUGAUCGGAAGGAGCUGGGGGAGGUGCGGGUACAGUACACAAGCAGAGACAGCUUCAAGGCCUUUGCUAAGGCCCUGGGUGUGAUGGAUGACCUCAAGUCUGGUGUUCCCAGGGCUGGCUACCGGGGCAUUGUCACCUUUCAGUUCCGGGGUCGGCGUGUCCACCUGGCACCCCCACAGACCUGGGAGGGCUAUGAUCCUAGUUGGAAUUAGCAACAUCUGCCUUUCCCUGCUGGGUCCCUUCCUUGGCAUGUCAUGAUCUGAGACAGGCCUGCAGUUCCCGGCUUUACCAUCCUGUCUUGUGUUUCCCUCUUGGGUCUGUGUAUCUUCUUUUUUCUUUUUCUUUCUUUUCCUUUUUUUUUUUCCAGAGUGGCAUUCGAGUGCUUAAAUCAUAAAAUGAGAGUUAUACUCCCGUUGUCAAGGGAGUCAGAUCAGGAGAACUCUUGUGAGGUAUAUUGAGGGAAAUUAAACAAGAAACCACUGUGUGGUAGGGGAGAGUUGUUCUUACUGAGGCCAGAAUUAUAGUGUCCUGAGUUUUCCCCUCAGACAUCUACAGAGAGGUUGGCCACUCCAGCUCUCUUUGCCAGGCCUAUUCUCCCUGACCAGGCUCCUGCCAGUGCAUGAGCGUACCUUCUGUCCCUACCCUCCUUUCUCUGCCUUCCCCUAGUGUGGGACUGGGUUUUGGGGGAAGGAUCAUACUUGUGGCCAAAUGAGACUAACCAAAGGGGUUUCGCUGUUAGGGUUGGAUUGGAGUUGUUGGGUUGCCAGAGUUACUGCCUCCUGGCUUCUCUUGCCUUUCCCUGCAGCCUGCAAUUUGUGGUUGUGAGAUGGAACGUGCAAGAGGAAAAAGCAAGACCUUUAAGCUAGUGCUCAGCUGUUGGGAAAGGUGGUGGAGAAAGCCUGGCUUGGGUACCCGCUCUUCUUGCUCCUGGGCCCCUCCUUUCUGAAAGUCAGUUCCCUCCAUAUUGCGUUAGGAGGGCUCAGUGCUGGCCUGGUAGAGGGCAGUGAGUGCCCAUACCUCUUUCCCCUGGCUUUGUUGUACAGGCUCCUCCUUGAGGACUGGCUCAUGGUGGCAGUCUCAGAAGGAAGUAGCUGAAAGCAGGACAGCUCGGGCCUGCCUCCCCAAGCAUUCCCCCAUCCUUCCAGGCCAGGAUGCAGAUGGCAGGUUGGAGAAGAAUUUGUGUGGUUUUGUUUCUUGCCUGACCUCAGUUUCAUGGAACAAAGUGGAAUCUACAGAAUUAUUUUCAAAAAUAAAGGCUAAAUUGUCUGAAAA
Messenger RNA from Nannospalax galili (Upper Galilee mountains blind mole rat), 3066 nucleotides. It is a transcript of the gene Mgat1, whose product is annotated as mannosyl (alpha-1,3-)-glycoprotein beta-1,2-N-acetylglucosaminyltransferase. NCBI's taxonomy places the organism in Eukaryota, Metazoa, Chordata, Mammalia, Rodentia, Spalacidae. Gene Ontology annotation, molecular function: alpha-1,3-mannosylglycoprotein 2-beta-N-acetylglucosaminyltransferase activity. Bases 663 to 2006 code for a protein of 447 amino acids. The record is from RefSeq and is a predicted model, not a curated record. Gene Ontology annotation, biological process: protein N-linked glycosylation. Gene Ontology annotation, cellular component: Golgi apparatus. The transcript has 3 exons.